CAGGAAUUCAAAGAUUGGGGAGGGUUAACCUUCGAAGAAGGAAGCUGUGAUGGAGGAGGGAGGGGUAGCCUACUGUUAAACGUCAAAGACAGCACAAAGUCUUUUGCCACGUAAUUACGAGAGCCUUUCAGCUCCAUCUUCUCUCCCAGGGGUCUCAAUUUUUCAUUUACAAUCCACUCCACUGCAUGCCAAUGAGCGCCGUUUGAAGUGCCAGAACGUGUGGGUGUGAGUGAGUAGAGCACGGCGUGGAGCAGAGGAGAGCGCCAACAGCUUCGGGAAGGCGGUGGAGUGUCCUGCCUCCUCUCGACGCUUUACACACAUGCAUCUGAAAGGCAUCAGCAUUUCUGGAUCGGCGCUCAGUCAACAACUCCGUGGAGCUCCGGGAGCUUUUUUUCUUAUUGAACCAACAGUACUUUGCAGAAAGAGAUUACAUGGCUAUGAGUGAACGGAUUCAACAGAAAUCGUGGUCUUCAUAUUAAGUUCCACAAAGUUUUAGACCAGGUUGUAAUUUUUGUUCCACCUGGAUCUGUGGGAACAACUUUCCUAUAGGUAGCUAGCUAUCAUAGUGAGCAAAGGUAACUAAGACAUCGGUUUGGAGGCGCUGUUUCUUAUGAGUUUGUCUUCAAAUAUAUGCGAGGAGGACCUGUUUGCUUAACCUAAUACACUUGCCCAGUUUUUUUCUCUUGCAUCGUAUUUGCGUCAUGACUUCUAGCUAUGCACAUGUAAUGGACAGACAAGCAACCAUAUCCAGCAGACUGGAGAGUCCCAUUACAGCCAACCUGGAAAACCUGCAAGCCAAAAAGAACUUCUCGGUGAGCCACCUGUUGGAUCUAGAGGAGGCUAGAGAAAUGGUCGGUUCUCAGGCGGAUGAAAGUAUUGGCGAAACGGGCAGGACUAUGCUGGAGUCUCCGGGUUUAACCAGCGGCAGUGAUACAACACAGCAGGAGAAUGAGCAGCUAAACUCAGAAGAAAAGAAGAAGCGGAAACAACGGAGGAAUAGAACCACAUUCAACAGCAGCCAGCUGCAGGCGUUGGAGCGAGUGUUUGAACGGACACACUACCCAGAUGCCUUUGUUAGAGAGGACCUGGCACGCAGGGUCAAUCUCACUGAAGCUAGAGUUCAGGUGUGGUUCCAAAAUAGACGGGCAAAGUUUCGACGUAACGAGCGGGCGAUGCUGGCCAGUAAGAACGCUUCACUUCUCAAAUCCUACUCGGGAGACGUAACGGCAGUGGAGCAGCCUAUUGUCCCCCGUCCUGCACCCCGUCCAAAUGACUACCUGUCCUGGGGGAGCGCAGCCCCGUACAGCUGGUACCCAAGGCCGGAGGGAGGGCCAAUGCGAGUGCCACAGAAAAUGCUGCCCACAGAAUGCAACACCAUGGCAACCUACCCACCCACUUGUGCCAACACCACUUCCACCCAGGGAAUGAACAUGGCCAACAGCAUUGCUAAUCUGAGACUGAAGGCCAAAGAGUACAGCCUCAACCAAGUGCCCACUGUCAACUAAGUCUGAAAAGAGGGACGGGAUGAGGGGACAAAGAGAAGCAAGAGACGUUGAGAAGAGAAGAAUUCAGAAGAGCUGGAUGAGUUUGGCCUCCUGCAGUGUCAGAGCAGAAUGGAUAUUAUGACUUUUCACCCCCUCCUAAACCAAUGGAAUUGCAUUGAUGUCCCUCUCAUUUGGCUUUUUGUUUCUGAGAAACUCAAUCUCAUUUUGUACUGAUCCGAAGAUUGUAAAGACAACGCAAGGUCUGCUCUUUGGAGGACAAGUCAACGAGCAGGGCUCCGCUAAAUCAGUAAGAAGUGGCAGACGGAGCGUCUGGAUGCUGUAAGCUGUUCUUUCCUUGUUUGUUUUUGGCUGUAUUUUGGGUCGUCCGGAUGGAAAGUAAAGAAACUUUCAUGGCAAACAAUGGAGGACUGUUGUUCACCAUUCAAAAUAGUGACCCAAAAUGUCUCCAGGCCUACAUCCAGUAGAAUAAAGACACAUUUGUGGAGAUUAAUCGGUAGACAUGAGAUGUUUAAAACCAUCAAUGCUAAUGGAAGCACUGGGGCUGGAUUACAUCUUUUAAUGUCUUGAAUAUUACACCACUGUUAAAGGUAAAUACUGUUCCCCAUGGUGACCUAUGUAUCUGCUCACAGUACACUAACAAAAUUAUGUUUCAGUUUUUCUUGAGGUGAUUUUUUUUUUUUUUUUUUGCCAAUCAUAUUUUUCUUCUUAUAUUUGGAAACUAUAUAGUAAUAAAAAAUUUCAAGCAAUAAAUCUUAUACUAUUGUGUUGAAUUCUGCAGUUGAAGAGACAUGCACUCUUUUGCUGUUUUUGCUAAAUGCUCACAUUUGAGAAACUGUUGCAGGCAACAGUAUUACUACAUGACCUUAAAAAUAUAUCCGCAUGUAACAUUUCUUGCUUUAUGUUAGUCAAAACACCGACACUACAAAAUAAAAAAUCCAAAAUGAA
Megalobrama amblycephala (Wuchang bream) is the source of this 2450-nucleotide messenger RNA. It is a transcript of the gene prrx1b, whose product is annotated as paired related homeobox 1b. Gene Ontology annotation, molecular function: DNA-binding transcription factor activity, RNA polymerase II-specific; DNA binding. NCBI's taxonomy places the organism in Eukaryota, Metazoa, Chordata, Actinopteri, Cypriniformes, Xenocyprididae. The transcript is spliced from 5 exons. The record is from RefSeq and is a predicted model, not a curated record. Bases 702 to 1505 code for a protein of 267 amino acids. Gene Ontology annotation, biological process: regulation of DNA-templated transcription.